Arachis duranensis is the source of this 318-nucleotide messenger RNA. RefSeq lists its product as uncharacterized. The record is from RefSeq and is a predicted model, not a curated record. Bases 1 to 318 code for a protein of 105 amino acids. NCBI's taxonomy places the organism in Eukaryota, Viridiplantae, Streptophyta, Magnoliopsida, Fabales, Fabaceae. The transcript has a single exon.
AUGUGGAACUGCAUGAGAAACAGCAAAGUAUCAGCAGAAGAUACUGAUGAGAAUGAGCCGGUAAAGAGACGCUCUGCCUCUGAUGGUGAUCGUACAAGUGGAACUAGGAGGAUUAGGUUGGUGGUGAACAAGGAAGAGUUGAGAAGGAUGGCGAGGGAGAACGAUGCUCAGCAAUAUGCUUCUUUGGCGCAAUUACUGAAAGAUAUGAAGAUGAGAGAAAAGAGAAUGAGUGAGGUUGAAGAAGAACAUGAUGGAAGCAUGAAUUCUUGGAGGCCAGCUUUAGAAAGCAUUCCAAGAGGUAUAAUUUUGGUGUUAUGA